Molecule: messenger RNA, 1626 nt
Organism: Drosophila obscura
Lineage: Eukaryota; Metazoa; Arthropoda; Insecta; Diptera; Drosophilidae
Product: NADH-cytochrome b5 reductase 3
Exons: 5
Coding region: 391-1341 (316 amino acids)
Cellular component (GO): mitochondrion
Molecular function (GO): oxidoreductase activity; FAD binding
Source: RefSeq, a predicted model, not a curated record
UUGAACUCGAGCUGCAGCUGGCUGGGAUUGUUUUGAUUUAAAGUAUUACACAAAUCAGCCUACUUCGACCCCGGCCCGGUGACAGUCCAUUGAUAAGCUGCAGCGCUACUCCAGCUGUGUUUGACACAAAGAAGAGCACGGUCGCCCGCUCUCAGAGAGAACGGAGUGCAGUGCAGACAUAAAGAGCGCGUGCAAACAAAACACUGCCUUCGAUAGUACGCCGUUAGUGGCUGCGCCUUGUAUUAGCGCUCCUACGCCGGCGACGGCAUCAGUGCAAAUUUCGAAUUAUAUAAUUUAUCCAAGACUGGUGACCCAUUGAUUUUCCCACCAGCCACUGCGACUGUCAAGCCGGAGCCCAUUUGAAGACAGUGUCGUGUCUAACGCCUGGACAUGGCCCGUCUCAUCGAGAGCAACUUUGUCCCGAUCGCCGUGGGCGUGGUAGCCGUCGUAGCCGGCGCUCUGAUCGUCCACUAUUUCCUGAACAAGAAGUCUACGAAGCCGCGCCGGGAGCCAAAUCGCACUGCCCGCCUCCGCACCCUGGUGGACCCCAAUGACAAGUAUCUGCUGCCGCUGGUCGAGAAGGAGGUGCUUAGCGCCGACACGCGUCGCUUUCGCUUUGGCCUGCCCUCCAAGCAGCACGUUCUGGGCCUGCCCGUGGGCCAGCACAUUCACCUGAUUGCGACCAUUGACAAUGAGCUGGUCAUCCGUCCCUACACGCCCAUCUCGUCCGACGAGGACGUGGGCUAUGUCGAUCUGGUGGUCAAGGUAUACUUCAAGGACACACAUCCCAAGUUCCCCGGUGGCGGCAAGAUGACCCAGCAUCUGGAACAGCUGGAGCUGGGUGACAAGAUCUCGUUCCGCGGACCGUCCGGCCGCCUGCAGUACCUCGGCAAUGGCACCUUCUCCAUCAAGAAGCUGCGCAAGGACCCACCCAAGCACGUGACCGCCAAGCGGGUCAACAUGAUUGCCGGCGGCACAGGCAUCACUCCCAUGCUGCAGCUGGUCCGAGAAGUGCUGAAGCGCAACGACAAGGACAAGACCGAAAUGGCUCUGCUGUUUGCCAAUCAGAGCGAAAAGGAUAUUCUACUGCGCGGUGAGCUCGACGAACUGGCCCAGAAGCAUCCCGACCAAUUCAAGGUCUGGUACACCGUGGACAAGGCAGCCGAAGGCUGGGGCUUUAGUGUGGGCUUCAUCAACGAGGACAUGAUCGCCGGACAUCUGCUGCCGGCCAGCGACGACACCAUCGUGCUGCUCUGUGGCCCGCCACCCAUGAUCAACUUUGCCUGCAACCCAGCGCUGGACAAGCUCAACUUCCACCCGGACACCCGAUUCGCCUACUAGAGGUGAGCGCCCAGCUUCCUUGGGGGCCUUCCUGCCAAAAUUCCUGGAUUAAAUUGCGUUGGAGAAAGAAUUUGCAUUUCGGUUUUGUCAUUUUCCAUGUCAACAUGUUUGCCUAACCACCACCUCAUCGAAUCCUGCAUCCAUGCGCCAAUGGUCCCAGAAGUCGGGAUCGAUGCGAUCGAUGGACCCAAAGCAAAUGUCUAACAUGUAACACCCACCACCCGUGCUAAUUGUUGUAGCUCUUUUUUAUUAUUUGUGAAUAAAAAUCAGUGUUAACAAAAAGGA